Molecule: messenger RNA, 684 nt
Organism: Thelazia callipaeda (thelaziosis nematode)
Lineage: Eukaryota; Metazoa; Nematoda; Chromadorea; Rhabditida; Thelaziidae
Source: the annotation of a GenBank genome assembly
AUGGAAAUUCACGACUUACGUGCUUUUCCGAUGGAUGAACGGAACUGCUCAUUAGUUUUUCAUAAUGAUGAUUUUCGAGCCAAAUGGGCUGGAAUGACAUCGGUUACGAUAUCCAAGGUUGGCUGGGGUGUUUGGACCGUACUUGGAUGCGAACGAAUAGAGAAAACAAUAGUUCUGAGCAUGAAAAGAUCGAUUCUGAUGUGGAUUUGGACACUCUAUGCACCAACCGUACUCUUAUUUAUAUGUUCUUGGUUAUCAUUUUUGAUUAAAACUAACCCAAUUGAGUAUCGUCUCAUCAUCAAUACCACAGCGUUCUUCACUACUCUUAUAAUUGUAAUCGCGAAUAGCCGGAAUGUGGCACAAACAUCUUAUCCAAAGGCUAUUGAUGUUUGGAAUGUGCAAAUUGUUACAUUUGCUUUUCUCAUACUUCUACAAUCUAUUUUUGUGGGCAAAAAAGAUGUAAAAGGGCAAAAACCACCGAGACGAAUCUACAGUUUUGGUGAUGAAUGCGAUGAAAAAAUGCAGUGGUUCAAUGACACGCCUUAUUAUGCCCAAUUACCGGAACGUCAGCCAACAGCCUUGGCCAAGAUUUUAGAUUACAUAUUUCGAGUCAUUUUGCCAACUGUAUUUUUGGUCACAUGCAUUCUCUACUUCAUACAUUACGCUUAUCCCUACAAAAGUUGA